This is a messenger RNA of Monodelphis domestica (gray short-tailed opossum), 2262 nucleotides long. Lineage: Eukaryota; Metazoa; Chordata; Mammalia; Didelphimorphia; Didelphidae. The record is from RefSeq and is a predicted model, not a curated record.
AGUGGUUCUUGCGCAAGCGCCAACUCAACCCAGCACAGGGGAGGCUGCGGGCUUGGAGGUGAGCGCAGCCCGCCGCGCUCCGACACCCCUUCAGCCCCAACCCCAGCCUUCUCUCCCAGGACUAGUCCCAGAGCCGGCUUCUUUGGCCCAGGGAUAGCAUUUCCUCUCCCGUCUGGCCGAACCGGGCAGUCGGGGGACCCCAGGGAGGCAGACGGUGUUCUGAGGUCGAGUAUGGCAGUACCCCUGGCCUAGAUAGAAACAUGAUGCCCGCUAGAGAAAGGCCGUGUGCCUGUGGUCAUGGCCCCCAUGAGGACCCUGGCAAGUGGAAUGGGGUCCGUUCCUACCUGCACCAAUUCUAUGAGGACUGUGGAGGUGCAGCCCACCCUGAGGAAGUGGAGGACCCUACUCCAAACAACCAGGAUACUUGUGACUGGUCCUCUUCCUUCUGGAAGGGAAUUGUGUCCUUGUCACUUCUCUUGCUGCUUCUGGGAGCUGCUGCCCUGACCACAGGCUAUGCUGUGCCACCUAAGUUGGAGGGCAUCGGAGCAGGAGAGUUUCUAGUUCUGGACCAGCGAGCAGCUCAGUACAACAAGGCUUUGGGCACUUGCCGCCUGGCAGGCAGUGCCCUCUGUGCUGUUGCUGCGAUCCUGCUGAGUACUUGCAUGCUCUUGGUCCUGCUGACCCGUCUCAAGCCAGAACCCAAGGCAGAACCUACAGACAGGGAGGAUGAAGAAGCCCAGCAACUGGCACCCAUCCUAUGCCAGAGGCCCCAGAGCUGGUGGGGACUUGGGCCCUGCCUCCAUUACCAUGAGUAUCCCCUUUGGUCCCUCAUGGAUCCAUACUAUCCAACCCAAGUACAAGUCCUAAGCCUCACUCAAGAAAUACCUACUAGUGGACAGGGGGUACUACUGAUCCAGAGCUUCUGGAUCUUUGCCCUUUUGAGGCCACUCUUCUGGUCUUCAUCCUUUUUCCCUUUACUCGUUGUCUCCUUUUCCUUCACAUUCCUGGUAGGACCCUUGACCCAAGGCUACUCACCCAGCCCCAGUCCCAAGAAGCUAGACCAAGGGGUAGAAUGUCCAGGGUUGGGGGCCUCUGCUGUUCCUUCCUACUGGGGAAGGGUCAACAAGGCAAGGUUCCCCAAAAGCACAACUUGGCUCCCUCUUUUUCUAGCCUGGAAUCUGGAUCUCAUGAACUCACUCUGCCACUAAAGAACUGUGUGAUCUUGGGUAAGUCUCUUCUCUUGGGGGUUCCUUUCCUUUCCAUUAGGGAGCUAAAAACUCUCUAAGGUUCUUUCUAGCUCUGAUUGUCUAUGGUUCUGAGUUUUAACAUUAUGUAUACCUUCUAGCUCUGAAAUUCUAUGUUUUGUGUUCUAACAUUUUAUAUAUUAAGGUUCCUUCCAGCUCUGGCAUUUUAUGGUCUGUAUUUUAAAGUUCUAUAUUCCAGGAUCAUUUCCAGCUCCAGCAUUCUAUGUUCUAAGGUCCUUUCUAGCUCUACCAUUCUGUACCUGACUCUCGGAGUCUCUGCCUCUCCAUAGAGAUGGGCAAAGGGAUUGGGAGGAGGGGGGAAUGAGAUAGGGCCCUUGUGGAUUUAUCCCUUGUCCCAAGAGGACUGUAUUUCCCCCUCCCCCCAGGAAGGCUUUCUGCCUCCUAUAAUAUCAUGUAUUAACAAUUCCUAAUACUUUUAUUACUUUUUAAAGCAAUUAUAAAUCUGUUGUCCUAUAAGAUCCUCACAAAAUUCCUGUGAGAGAGGCAGAACUGGGGUAAUUAUUUCUAUUUUACAGAGGAGGAAACCGAGGACCAGGCUGAGGAAGAGACUUUCCUGUCUCAAAGGGAGUCGGUGGCAGAGGUGGAAAAUAGACCGAGGUCACCCGAUUCCCACUCCAGUGCUAUUUCCAACGAACUAGCUCCUAGGGGUGGGGAGCUGGGCUUUCUGGAUGGAGACAUGAGUGUAUCCCUGGAAGAAAUUGAUGUCUCCAUGCUCUGCCCACCCAAGCCAGUUUCUCAAGUGUCUGCCUCCUGGGUCCAACAGCAAGAGGUAUCCUUUCUCCCAUCACCACCAGGGGGCAACCUGUGCCCAGGACUGGCAUAGGGAGGGAGUUGGAGUUCAUCCUGCUUAUCUGAAAAGCCACCUGGCCACCAGGAUCUCAGCUUCACUGGUGUAUGGGGUCACUGGCCUAAUCCCACUUUUGCCUAAUCCCACCGCCCUCUCUGUUUCCUUCUUCCCCUGUCUUUUCCCUUAAUAAAAAGCCAGGGUGGAUCUCAA